This is a messenger RNA of Trichomonas vaginalis G3, 597 nucleotides long. RefSeq names its product protein C-terminal S-isoprenylcysteine carboxyl O-methyltransferase protein. Gene Ontology annotation, molecular function: protein C-terminal S-isoprenylcysteine carboxyl O-methyltransferase activity. The transcript has a single exon. Gene Ontology annotation, cellular component: endoplasmic reticulum; membrane. Bases 1 to 597 code for a protein of 198 amino acids. Gene Ontology annotation, biological process: C-terminal protein methylation. NCBI's taxonomy places the organism in Eukaryota, Parabasalia, Trichomonadida, Trichomonadidae. The record is from RefSeq and is a predicted model, not a curated record.
AUGUUUAGCCUUUCUCCAGACUGGGCAGGUAUAUUUGAAAUGAUAUUGAUACUGCUUGUCAUUUUAAUUGGCUAUAGCAUCGCUGAAUAUUUCUUACAAAAGCAUUUUCACCCAGAUACAACAGAUAGAUCAAGUUUCUUGAUCACUCCAGAGUAUUGCUUUGCAUUUGGUGUAGGCAUAUUAGAAUUUUUAGUAGAAUCAAUCAUUUUCCCUUCUAAAUCAAAAUUAGGAAAUAAAUGCAGUAUCUUUGGACUUAUUGGUAUGACAAUUGGCCUUGCAAUUAGAUUUAGUGCUAUAUUGCAUGCUGGUAAGUCAUUCACACAUAGAUUAGCUUUCAGAAAGGAACCAGAACAUAAAUUGAUUACAACAGGUAUAUAUAGAUAUAUACGCCAUCCUUCAUAUUUAGGGUUUCUAAUCUUCGCUAUCAGCUCACAGAUCUAUUUAACAAAUCCUAUUGCAAUUAUCGGAUUUUAUGUACGUUUAUCAAUCUUUUUCCGCCAGAGAAUCGACAUUGAAGAACGUUAUCUUCUAAAGUUCUUCCCAGAAUACGAAAAAUACCGUAAAGAAACAAGAACAUGGAUGAUUCUUUUAUUCUAA